UCCCAUUGGUUCUCUCAGGAGCUUUUUCGCUUGGCCAAUCACCAAUUUCUGGCCUGGUCGCUACGAGUGUAUAAAAAGCAAAGAACGCGGUUUGCUCCCUCUCACUUCUAUUUUGUGUGAGCCGUGUUCGUUUCUUCUCUUAAGGAGUUUCAUAAUGUCUGGCCGCGGAAAGCAGGGAGGUAAAGCCCGGGCUAAGGCCAAGUCUCGCUCUUCUCGUGCUGGGCUGCAGUUCCCUGUGGGCCGCGUGCACCGCCUGCUGCGCAAGGGGAACUAUGCGGAGCGAGUGGGAGCCGGCGCUCCCGUUUACAUGGCUGCGGUGCUGGAGUAUCUCACUGCGGAAAUCUUGGAGCUGGCUGGCAACGCCGCCCGGGACAACAAGAAAACCCGCAUCAUCCCCCGGCACUUGCAGUUGGCCAUCCGCAACGACGAGGAGCUGAACAAACUGCUGGGGAAAGUCACCAUCGCGCAGGGGGGCGUCCUGCCCAACAUCCAGGCGGUGCUGCUGCCCAAGAAAACCGAGAGCCACAAAGCCAAGAGCAAGUGAGCAGGCGUCUGCUGCCGCUGUCUAGGCGAGGGAGAUCCGCCGCCACUCAGCCUCUGCACCCCAAAGGCUCUUUUCAGAGCCACUCACAAUGUCAGGCAAAGAGUUGUUAGUCCCUGUUCUGUUUCUUGGGGGUUGUUGCUAAGGGAACAUGAACCGGUUCAGUAGAAACUCACGCCCGGGUUGCUAUCCCGGUCGAAAUCGGGUGGCGAGAAUUUACAGGAGACUAAGUUCUCUCUGAAAACACGCCCCGUGGAUAGAAAAUCUCCUGGUCCCUGCCCAGAGCCCGGGAAACGUGUGAACAAAUAAGCUCCUUUGCCGGGGGAGAGACACUAGUAAUUUUAAUAAAGCGAGGAGAAAA
Molecule: messenger RNA, 902 nt
Organism: Chrysemys picta bellii (western painted turtle)
Lineage: Eukaryota; Metazoa; Chordata; Testudines; Emydidae
Product: histone H2A type 2-C
Biological process (GO): heterochromatin formation
Cellular component (GO): nucleosome; chromatin
Molecular function (GO): DNA binding; protein heterodimerization activity; structural constituent of chromatin
Source: RefSeq, a predicted model, not a curated record